Messenger RNA from Ilex paraguariensis (yerba mate), 2454 nucleotides. The record is from the annotation of a GenBank genome assembly. NCBI's taxonomy places the organism in Eukaryota, Viridiplantae, Streptophyta, Magnoliopsida, Aquifoliales, Aquifoliaceae.
AUGGUGAAUGACAUGAUGGGACGAUCAUGGCUCGAUGAUCCGAACGAACUCUCCCACUCGCCUUCGUCUCAACCCCAGUUUCAUCACAGUGGUAGAAAUGUCUAUAGUUUGUUGGCACGGAGAGAGAUAUCUCCCAGAACGAAAUGCGUGCCAAGAAGGAAGUGGGGAGAAGCUGCUAAACGGAAUGCUGAAUCUCCAUUUCAGAUUAAAAGUGAGGCAGUGAUAGACGCAAGGCACAGCCUUUACUCAUGGGUAGAAGCAGAGUCUUUGUGGCAUUUAUCAGCCAAAUAUUGUCCUUUGAUGCCUCCUCCACGGUCAACCAUUGCAGCGGCAUUUAGUGCUGAUGGGAAAAAGCUGGCUUCUACGCAUGGCGAUCACACUGUAAAGAUAAUUGAUUGCCAAAGUGGCAGCUGUUUAAAGGUGCUGAGCGGGCAUCAAAGAACACCUUGGGUGGUUAGAUUUCACCCAGAGCAUCCAGAAAUACUUGCAAGUGGAAGCUUGGAUCAUGAAGUACGCUUAUGGGAUGCAAGCACAUCAGAGUGCAUAGGAUCACGUGAUUUUUACCGUCCUAUUGCUUCCAUUGCUUUCCAUGCAGAAGGGGAACUUCUGGCUGUUGCUUCAGGGCACAAGCUAUAUCUAUGGCACUACAAUAGGAGAGGAGAGGCUUCAUCGCCUGCAGUUGUAUUGAAGACAAAGCGUUCACUUCGUGCUGUGCAUUUUCAUCCAAAUGCAGCUCCAUUUCUUUUGACUGCUGAGGUCAAUGAUCUUGAUUCUUCAGACUCCUUGAUGGCACAGGCGACAUCGCCUGGUUAUUUGUGUUAUCCUCCUCCUGCUGUGUAUAUGGCAAAUGGGCAUUCCACUGAUCAUCUUAGCUUGGCGGCUGAACUUCCUUUGAUGCCAUUACCUUACAUGAACGUACCUUCAUCUGAAAGAGAUUAUUCGCGGGCAGAUUUUCAAGUCUUCAACAGACCCUUCAAUUCAAGUAGUGUAGAAGUGGAAUCUGCACCAAUGCAGUCCCGACUAGAUGCAACUGCGAUGGAUCAGCAUGACCGUGGGGUGUCUUCCAUGGAGAUGUCUCCUUCUAUACCUUCAGACACUCAUGCUGCAAUGGAAGAGACUGUAGCUAAUUAUUACCAUAAUGGGGUGCAAAGUGCUGUUUGUGAGUUCACAACGAAUACUACAGAAACCACUGAAUUUCAACACGUGGAGAGUUACCGGGGGAGUGGCUCUUCCAUCCAGGAUAUUUAUGGUGGUGCCAGCAGUGCACCGCCAGUCAUUUCCCAUUCUUUUGGAGUACCUGGAUCCAUUCCUAAUCAGCCUGAUAGGGUUCCUAGUGAAUUAAGACAACAUCACUAUUUACCCUUUAGAGACCCGGCAUGUUGGGAAUUUCCUUUUCUGCAAGGAUGGCUAAUGGGUCAAAGUCAAGCGGGCAUGCAUCAAAUACUUCCUCUUGGCAGUGGUGCACAUGAACAUUCAUCUGGCUAUGUUGGGUUGGGUUCUGCCAUCCUUACAUCUGAAUCACUUGCUCAUGAUGGAGAGGUUCCAGUGACUUCUUUAGCUAUUUCGUCAAGCAUAGAUCGAGCUUUGAUUUCAGAAAGACCAGUCCUUCGACAUCGUCCUUCACGCACCCGCCUGACUUCUAUACCCGAGUUCAUGCAAGGCGAUUCUAUCCCUUUUGUCGGUAGAAUACAGUCUGGAAUUGUGACAUCACUAGCUGCCAAUACAGCUGCAGAGUUGCCUUGCACCGUGAAGCUAAGAAUAUGGUCGCACAACGUAAAAAAUCCUUGUGCCCCGCUAAAUGCUGAAAGGUGCCGGCUAACCAUACCCCAUGCUGUCCUUUGCAGCGAAAUGGGAGCCCAUUUUUCACCUUGUGGGAGAUUUUUGGCUGCCUGUGUUGCGUGUGUGCUUCCUCAAAUGGAAACUGAUCCUGGAUUACUAACACAAAUCCAUCAAGAUGUCACGGGGGCUGCAACGUCACCAACUCGGCACCCAAUCUCAGCACGUCAAGUCAUGUAUGAGCUUCGAAUAUAUUCCCUGGACGAGUCAACAUUUGGUUCGGUGCUUGUCUCAAGGGCGAUUAGGGCUGCUCAUUGUUUAACUUCUAUCCAGUUCUCACCUACCUCUGAACACAUAUUGCUUGCUUACGGUCGACGUCAUGGUUCUCUUCUCAAAAGCAUUGUCAUAAAUGGAGAAACAUCAGUGCCUAUUUAUACAGUUUUGGAGGUUUACAGAGGUUCAGAUAUGGAACUUGUGAGGGCGCUUACUAGUGCAGAAGAUGAAGUGAAUGUAGCGUGCUUCCAUCCUUUGGCUGGAGGAGGACUUGUCUAUGGCACCAAGGAGGGAAAGCUCAGGGUCCUGAAAUAUAAUGGUGCUCAUGGCGUCAGCUAUUCCGGACCAAAUUUUUUUCCAGAAGAAGACAUGGUUGAGGUAGAACUGUUUUCUAAGUUGUGGUAG